CGCUGCUGGAUCACGUUCAGGACACCGGUUUUUCGAGGUAGUCAGUCGCCUGCUAGCAGCCACCGGCAGCGAAUCGAUGCGACGAGAAUUUUAACGCGUCCCGUCCACCCUAUUCUUUCGCCAACAACUUUUCCACUCUGCCUCGCAUCCGACACUCCUCCCCGUGCAACUUCCUAAUAACGCGAUAGCUUCGAUACCCUGCCUCUUUCUCGCCUAUUGUCGCUUUAUCGGGACGUUGACAAAUGUUUCGUCUCGCCGGCAAGAUCGAGGAAUAAUGCUCGCGACUGCCUGAAGGAUGCUAAGAGAGACCGAGACGGGACACAAUUCUUGGCGGUUUUUCUUUCCGAUACACCAGGAAAAGUCGACGAAAUUGCGACGAAACAAUGGAGGACCAUUUUGCACUCGAAGCGAAAGAGCUGUGGGCUGUUUACGCCUGGUGGUCGUGCGUACUUGUUUUGAAGAUGAACUCUUUGUCGUGGUUCACUGGUAGGAUCCGAGUAAGCAGACAGGUAAUUCACAGCGAGGAGGAUAGGAUGUGGAUGAAAGGUCCCAAUAUAAUUUUAUGUCCGACCGGAGGCGGCCAUGAAGACGUGGAUCGCAUCCGAAGCGCGCAUCAACACGAUCUCGGAACCGCGCUCCUUUAUCUGCUAAUUACACCGAUAUGGUUGUGCACGUUACCCCCGUUUCCUGUGGCCAGAACGAUUCUUCCUUGUUUCGCGAUAGUUAGCAUACUGUACACCCUGGCGCACAUGGAGAUCGGGAAUCCGCACCGUUAUUGCAAAACAAUACUCGCCGUCGUUGAACUUUGCAUCCUGAUCUGCAUGUCCGCCAUGAUUGUGCUCUGCUACACGGAUGCACUCCAAAUGCUGCGAUAAUUUCGAGCGUGUAUAUUUCUUAUGUACGGCUCCUGUUACGUAAUCGUGGCCGUUUGAUAUGAUAAGCGAGGUCAAUGUAACACGUCCCGCACUUGGAAUUACAAUGAAUGGUAGUUAAUGGAGCACCGGGAAUGCAUAUCUGCUGAGAAUAUUCGUGGACUGUUCCAAUUACUAAGAUGCAUACGAUUGCGUAAACAAUGCGUUACGUUCAAUUAGUAUUACUUACCAUAAAUGCUUUCUAAUAAGAAUUAUACAAGUAAUUAAAUGCUUUGUAAUGAGAAUUAUACAGGUAAUUGAAUGCUUUACAACGAGAA
This is a messenger RNA of Megalopta genalis, 1189 nucleotides long. RefSeq lists its product as uncharacterized. The record is from RefSeq and is a predicted model, not a curated record. Gene Ontology annotation, cellular component: membrane. NCBI's taxonomy places the organism in Eukaryota, Metazoa, Arthropoda, Insecta, Hymenoptera, Halictidae.